Strongylocentrotus purpuratus (purple sea urchin) is the source of this 3605-nucleotide messenger RNA. RefSeq lists its product as uncharacterized. Gene Ontology annotation, molecular function: G protein-coupled receptor activity. Lineage: Eukaryota; Metazoa; Echinodermata; Echinoidea; Camarodonta; Strongylocentrotidae. The record is from RefSeq and is a predicted model, not a curated record. Gene Ontology annotation, biological process: adenylate cyclase-activating G protein-coupled receptor signaling pathway. The transcript has 14 exons. Gene Ontology annotation, cellular component: plasma membrane. Bases 419 to 1690 code for a protein of 423 amino acids.
CCACUUCUCUCUUGUAUGGGCUACGAUGUAGAACAUGCAAACACACUUUUGAGAAGUAUUACGCAACCAGUCAAUAAUGCACUACGCUAAUAUAUCGAACCUAUAAUUCAAACGAAUGCGUUUGGAUACUGCCACAAUUAAUCCUGACACGAUUAAGGUAAUGCAGUUUCUGUGUUUGUUUCAAAUGACUGCAUUUAUAGGGACAUUUCAUCGCUGACCUUCACCAGUGUGAUACAACAGUUUCUUUGUCGAGGCCAUGAUUAGCAAUGCGUGAAUGAAUGAAUGGGGGAAACCACCAAUGCGAUACUAUACCAACUUUAAACAGAUCAGGUUCAGGUUACUAUAUAGACAUGGUGAACAUCGUACUUAUCCCGAGUGAAUUACGUUUCUAUGGUAACCAGUGAGAUUGGAAGAAUAGAUGAUGGAGGUUGGCAUCGCCUGGACUGAUAGUGAUCUGUGCUAUCGGCCUUGCAACAUCACAGAGAGCGACAGGGAGAAGAUAUUCCGGAUCUGGUUUGGUUUUGGAAUCGUAAGUUUGAUCGCUGUUCUUGCUAUCAUUGGACAUGCCGUGGUAAAGAGACUCUUCUUUACUUCAGAGGUUCGACCUUUGAUGCAUCUAUCCAUCGCUAACACAGGGUUCUGCAUAUGUCUUAUACUACUCACGUGUUUCUAUAUGUUUUCAUCGAAAAAUAACAUCGAGCGAACGACUUUUUAUCUGAUUACGCUUGAAGAGUUCUUUUACCUCAUCUCGUUCAAUCUGACUGCAAAUUAUACAAUAGUAGACUACGUCCGACUGAGGAAUAAACUGCGCAUGUCUGAGGAACUCCAAUUAGAGACCCAUUCUACAAUGAAGAGAACGUUAAGACUUACUUACGUGCUGUCGUGGGUUUUACCCCCUCUACUGUUGAUACCAGUCACAGUUGCUGUGCUAGCGGAGCCUGUGAAAAUACAACUCUGUUUAUUAUGUCCAUCUGUCAUAUACUAUCCAAUUAGUGAGCAACAGGACACAAUAUUUGAAAACGGCUUUCUAAAGAAUUACGGCAUCAUCUUAGUCAUUGCGGCGUUUGUAGUCGUAGCAAUAGUUAUGUCGAUUUUUUUCUCGUUAUCAUGGGGAAUAUGUUCCAAGUUAUCAAAGCGACAGAACACAGCUAUUGACGUAUAUGAGCAAACCACAAUCAGAUGGAUUCGCAGGAGGAUGUCAUUGAAUGUAUUUGGUUUCUUCUACUGCUGGACACCAACUUUUAUUCUUGCGAUACUUGUUCUGGCGGUUGAUCUUGUAAACCUGGAAAUAUCGAACUGUGCUCCACUAUUUUAUGUAUGGGCUGUGACUGCUCCUUGCCACGGCCUCAUCCUUGCAAUCAUUUACUUCGCCUCAAUUUACUACCAAAACACCCAGUCUCAGUUUCGGAGAACGAGGCGGCCCUUCGGGUCCCGGAUAUACCGAUUCUAUGGGACAGGCAGUCAGCGAACCAAAUGGCCCAGGGUUAGGACGCCCUCAUCGAGUGUAAGCGAGGGUAACCAGGUAGGGGACACGAAUUCGAAUGUCGGCGGGGCGUCGUCGCCUUCUAGUACAGCCUCGCCGUCUGGGAAUAAGAAAGUACAACGCCGCCCAAGUUUUCUCGGCUUGUUAAAGGCUCAAGAUAACGAACUCUCGAAGGGCGAUGGGGUUGACAAUUCCGUCACCUUUUGAACAAUGCAACACGAAUGACCUGUGUCAUUUGAAAAACCCAUGAGUCAUCAAGCUGGCCGGGAGUCCAUAGACUUUGAUGAAUAGCUCAAUAGCAACGAACUAUAUCAAGGAUACUGCCGUACCGAAAAACCAUGCAAUAAAGAGUGUUAGUCGGCACAGGUGAAUAAUAGCACAGAUAGAAAAUUGUUAAGUUGAUUUAAAAAAAUAAGAACCACUAAAGUUAUGGUCAUGUAUGGCAAUUAAACAGCACACGCAACCACUGGCAAUACGAAACACUCCAGCAUUGCAGUGGCCAAGUAACAAUCCACAACAAUUAUGUCAUUAGGGUAGCAUUCUACUUUGUUCAAUGAAGAUUGUUUUUAUGUAUUUUCUCUCUCUCUGAUAAAGAAUCAAACAAUGGGUAUUGUUUAACGUUAUCCCUAAGGUGAUUUAUGUCAUAAUUUAUGUCAUAAUCGCGUAAAUGCUCAGAUACUUUCCUGUUUACCUGCUGCAUGACGCACGACGUGGCUCUUUCUUUUGUUACAGUACUGUGAUGACUCGAAAUAACGAUGAAGAUUUCUAGUUCAUGUGGAUUCUUUUCAGGCAUCUUUUUUCCAUAUUGUAAAAAUGAAUUUGGAAAAAAAGAAACACACCUACUAGUUUCAUACUCAAUCUGAGAAUAAUACUUUAGACCUAAAGCCACAACUUAUGUUGCUAUGGUUGUUGUUUUCACUAUUAGCUAUUUAUUCUGAAUAUAACCAGUUUCUGUCAACAAUAUCCUAGCACUGAAAUACCCAAAUCUUUAUACAAGCGGAUGUAAUAAAUUCUGCUCAAAAGAUUGCCAAGAUUAAUGACCUGUGCCCCAGAAAAGGAAUGACUGACCAUUGUCCGAAAUACCAGUGCGAUGACAAUAACAGAUUUGUUGAUUCAAGAAUAUUUGAGAAUGCAAGGCAAUAUGAAGGUUAUGGGAAACAAUAUCUAUUCGGCGUUAGCAGUGUAUUAGUCUUUUAGUAUUUGCUCUUUUUUAAUUCAUUGGAAUCGGAGUAAGCAAAUAUGGGUGUUCCUUUAAAAGUAAAAGCAUACCAAACACUAAGAAAUAAGGAUGCAAUAGGGGUGCAGAUGUGCGUCCACCUAUACGCGUAUCAGGCAGAGGGUGCUGAUGUAGUAGAAUAGCUGUAUCUUUAUUUCUUAGUGUGCACAGUCUUUAUUUAUUCAUUUUCUCGUUUAAUCGUUCGUUUGGGGUUUUUUGUUCUUGUUUGGGGGAGGUCAGAGACUAAGGCACUAGUUAAACUUGCAAAUCUCAUCUGGAGUUAUGGUGAAGUGGGUCUUUCGUUUUUUAUUCGUGAACAUGUCAUUAUGUUUGUUGCCAUACUUGUUUAUAUCACAGAAUUUGGCAAAGUAAUAACAAAUCAAAUAGAAAAUUCUUGAAUUUUGAACGCUAUGAAUUCCGGAACAAGGAUAAGUUUUUUUCAUCAUCUGUACAAUUAUAAGAAUAAUGAUUAGAGACCUAACGUGAAUGAUUUUGAGGGAGAGAUUGGUAGAGAGAUAGUGAUGGAGAGGGCAUGCGAGAAAAAGAGGGAGAUAUAUAUUAUAUAUAUAUAUAGAGAUAAAUACAAAGAGAGAGGGGGAAUAUAGAAAAAGGUUGUGUGUGCGUGGGUGCGUGUUUGUGUGCGUAUGGGAUACAUUCCUAGAUUAUUCAGUUAAUACUAUCACCUAAGAUUGAGGUAUAGGGCUCACCAAUGUAUGCAAAUGAGCCAUAAGAAACUGAUUUUAUUGGAUCCCAUACCCCUUCUAUGUAAGCCGAUCUUAAUGUAAACAAAGUAAUAUUUAUGGCAAAACUUAUUGCCAGCAACGAUUUGGCACAAAUUCGAUUUGUAUGUUUUCUCGAUGAAAUCAAUGUGAUAUCUAUGAUAUUUUAUUAAAGUUAGAAGGUAUU